CUCUUUCCUCCCCCCCCCCGGUCUUCCUUCUCCUGGGAAAGGGGCAGUUUUAGGGGGUGGGAGAGAGAAGGGGGGGUUGUCCAUCCAGGCAAACUUUAGGGCUCGUCUCCUGAAGGGGAGGAAGGUUUCCUGACAAGUGGGAUGAGCCCCUCUUUUGCAGGGGGAAAAUGACAGAUCAAGGGGGCUUCUGCGCAAGGUGUCAAUUUGAAUUGGAUUUUAAGGGGGAAGGGUGAUGUAAAGGUUCCCUCUCUCCUCCCCCCCUCUUUUUUUUUUAAUUUUAAUGGGAUCAACUCAGGGCAGCCUGGGGUCUGCAUCCGUUCAGGAGCUACAGGAUACAUUAGGGUUUUUUUUUUGUUGGGGGGGUUAGGUGCAAAGUAUAACUAGUAACCCACCCCAUCUGUCUUUUUAAAGCUGUCUUGGGGUGGCUGUUCGAGGCGGGUAUUUUUUUGUGCCUGUUUUAGGGAUCUGGAGUGGCACUAGGUUUAUUCUUAUUUGGAAUGGUACAGGUUUUUGCUUUUGGUGGGGUAGCUCUGGGAUUUUUCUUUUUGCCUUUAAAACAACCACCACCCUUUCGUUGAAGAAGUACAGAAGAGACCUGUUUGUGCGCUGCCUUCUAUUACAAUUUUUUCUGUGGCUUGGCUUCAUUCCUGGAGGAGUUUUUUCCCCCCUGCGUAUAAAUCUGCCUAUUGAUUUCCAAAAAAGAAAACAAAUAAAGAGAAACGCAUAUAAACGCACACUGAACCUGCCUCUGAGAGGGAAAUAGCCAGGUGAAAAACGCACUCAGUUUCCAUGGACAACCCGUCCAUUAUCACCCAGGUGACUAACCCCAAAGAGGAAGAAAUCCUGUCUUGUUCUCAGGAUAAAGUGUCCCAAUGUAAUCUCAGUCUGAAGAAGCAGAGGAGUCGAAGCAUCUUUAGCACUUUAUUCUGCUGCUUUCGUGACUACAAUGUUGAGCCACCGUCUCCCAACAGCACCAGUGUCCUUCCUCCAUUGGUUGAGGAAAAUGGCGGACUUCAGAAGGGUGACCAGAUGCAGGUCAUUCCCAUUCCAAGUCCCACAGCUAAAUACCUCUUGCCAGAAAUGACAAUAUCUGAUUAUGGGAAGAAAUGUGUGGUCAUUGAUCUAGAUGAAACACUAGUACACAGUUCCUUUAAGCCAAUUAGCAAUGCUGAUUUUAUUGUUCCAGUUGAAAUUGAUGGAACUAUACAUCAGGUUUAUGUAUUAAAACGGCCACAUGUGGACGAGUUUCUCCAGAGGAUGGGAGAACUCUUUGAAUGUGUGUUAUUCACCGCCAGUCUAGCAAAGUAUGCAGACCCAGUGGCAGACUUGUUGGAUCGAUGGGGUGUGUUCAGGGCUCGGCUCUUCAGAGAAUCCUGCGUUUUCCACAGAGGAAAUUACGUGAAGGAUCUAAGUCGUCUCGGGCGAGAGUUGAGCAAAGUCAUUAUAGUGGAUAACUCUCCUGCCUCCUACAUCUUCCAUCCCGAAAAUGCAGUGCCUGUACAGUCCUGGUUUGAUGACAUGACAGACACGGAAUUGCUAGACCUUCUUCCUUUCUUUGAAGGACUAAGCCAAGAAGAGGAAGUCUACACCAUGCUUCAUAAACUCUGCAACAGGUAGCCUUCCAAGCCCUGUCGCUGCUGGGCUGCAGCCCCUCUGCACCAUUCUGACAGCAUCUCAGAGGCUGAUCUUAUCAAAAGUUAGAAAGCUCUCUCGCUCUUCCUCUGCGGGUGCUGUACAUGAAGGACAAUCAUGAACAGAUGCUACUAAAUCAUGGGAAUGCUGACACCGUAUGGUGAUAAAGACUACUUUUUUAAAAAAAAAUAUGAAAAUUUAAAAGAAGAUAUUUUGAAUGGGACUGUUUUAACGAAUUUCGUAAAUGGACACAUUUUACAGGAUUCCCUUUUUUCUUAAAACAUGCCAAAUAUAUAUAUAAAAGCUUGAUGUUGUCUCAGCAAGUUGACUUGAUCCCUUCCUUAUCCAUCCUGCUAUGCAGACCAUUCCCUUCCCACUCCACCCUGCUUAAUAGAGCAGUUGACCUGACUCUGAACUUUCUUUCUUCCAUGAUGAAGUGCCUUUUUGAAUGUUGUUUUAAGAUUUAAAAAGGGGGGGGAAUCAUUUUUGUAUAAGGCAUAUUUCCAGACAUCUUUUAGUCUUGUAUUGUUUAAAUGCUUUAAGAAGAAGAAGCUGGAAAUCUUUUAUAGAGCAUUGUAAUAUAUGGAAACAAAAAAGAAAUUGGAAAGGAAUGGGGGGUGGGUGGGUUUGUCUCUUAAGACAAUGUCAUUAGCAUUGCAUCGGCUAUCUAUGUGUCACACUUGAAUCAUUUCGGAGUCUCGAUGCAGAGACAGGAGUUCACUGGGUAAAUACAUAAGUUGGUGAUUUCACCUUCUUAAUAAUGUGGGGCAUGUUUUGCACAUAGCUUGGAGUAUAUCUGCAUUUUUGACUCAAUACGGCAAGAAAGAAUGAGGUAUGGACACAGUGGCAAGCAGUUCCCCAGCACUUUCCAGAGGGGUCGUCUACAACCUUUGCUCACGCACAAGUACCAAGUGUUUUCUGUUGCUAGCGAGGAUGGGAUACCGACACCAAGCAUUGAAGACAAUAGGUUUAAUUUAUUAAGCUUGAAUUCUUUCAGACAGAAAGAUGUGUAUUGAGCUGUUUUGGGAAAUACGAGGGCUCCCAGCCUCAGUGGGAGCUAACAUACAAACCCACCUCUCCGUCCUAUCAAUGAGCAGGCCCAUGAGACUGUCCUGGUCUCGUUUGGCCCCCUUUCCAUUUUGUUUUUGUUCACUGCCACUCCUGAGCGUUCACCCAACGGAGCUGAACCCCCCACCCCACCCCUCCGGCUGUUAUACUGUUCUUUGCCACUGUGCCUGUGCCCCUGGAACCUUCCUUGAAAAGCUGCAAAACUGACAGGCAACAAAAUAAAACGCUGGCUCUGUGUGUGAAGCACAUAUAAUUUAUAUUGGCUCGUUUAAUCAAAAGUGGCAUGCAUUCCCCCCCCAAAAAAAUUGGGUUUGUGUACUCUUUCCUCAGUGCUUCAUUUGUUUUUGUUUAGUUUUGUCUUUGGUUCUGUGCACUUACGCCCUGCUUUUUAAAAAAUCAGGCAUGAUGAUUAUGAGUCUAAGUUUCCCCAUGGCUCAUCCUUUUUUUUUAAAGGGUCUCUCAGAGAAGGCCAGAUUUUUACCACUUCACUGAAGCACUGAGAUGACUGGAACUGAGGUUCAGAUAUGGGCUGGGGUUGCCCACGUGUUAAAGCGGAAGAGUUUUUUACGAAGGUUUUCAAAUUGUUCAGUCUUUCUUGGGCUUUCAUUCUUUUUUUUUUUUAUGUUCAACCCCACCCCAUUUGCCAGUUAUUUUCAGGAUAAAGAACAACUUUUUUCCUGGUUUUUUUGUGUUUGUUUUUUUGACAAUUUGAAGCUGAAAAAGAAUCCACAAGGCCUUUUCAAUUAUUUUUCUGCUCUCCUCCCACUUCUGUUCCUUCUGAACCAACUGAAAAUCCAUAGUUGUUCAUAUUUAGCCAUACUGGACAGGAAUUGUCCAAAUAUGUUUGGUGCUUAAUCCAAAAAAACUGACUAAAACUGAACUGGUUUAUUAUCCGUACUUGCCUUUACCCCAGAAUUAUGGCUAACUGGGAGCCUCAAGAAGUGGAACUAGGAUUUCUAGUUCUCAGUUUAAAAGCAAACAAAACAAAACAAAACAAGCAGCUUGAACAAAUUAAUCCAUUCUAAAAGCAAGCCAGCCUCCAUGGGCGUAGAAUAGGCCAACCUUCCCCAUCUCAGUGUCAUCUGGCUUGAUCAGGCUGGAAUAGGUUACCACAGGCACACGAGAAGACAGAUUUGUCUCUUGGAUCUUGCCCGGCCUGGUGCCUACCAGAUCUGUACUGGAUUAUAGGAGUUGUAGUGCAAUGCACCUGGAAGGCCCCGGAGUGAACAGCCACAGUGCUAUCAGAUCCAGUGUUCUCCACAGCUUUGGCGGUGUUGUGUAAGCAGUACAAGCCUGUUUGUCCUCAGAUCAUCACCCAUCUAAAUGCCACCAACACCUUGUUUGCCCAGUUUAAAAAAAAA
This is a messenger RNA of Pogona vitticeps (central bearded dragon), 4061 nucleotides long. It is a transcript of the gene CTDSPL, whose product is annotated as CTD small phosphatase like. Gene Ontology annotation, molecular function: RNA polymerase II CTD heptapeptide repeat phosphatase activity. The record is from RefSeq and is a predicted model, not a curated record. NCBI's taxonomy places the organism in Eukaryota, Metazoa, Chordata, Lepidosauria, Squamata, Agamidae.